AAAAAAUAAAAAGGCCUCAGAUUUUUCUCUUUCCCCCCUUUCAAUUUCCAUCUUAUUUUAUCAAUCAAAUCCUCUUGAUAUAGUUUUUUUCAUUUUAUCAAUCUCGCAUCAAACAUUUAUAUUUGUUCCUAAUAAUUCUUAUACUCUAAUUCCAUGAUUCAAAUCACAAGCCUUUUUAUGAUUCAGAGCUUUUGAUCUAUCACACUUCUUAGAUAGAGUCUAGAUAUCUAUAUCUAUACACACACACACACAUAUAUAUAUAGAUACACAUACACAUAGACUGGAAGAAAAUGGCGUCACCAGUACCUGCAAAAUCACAGCCGCUACACAACUUCUCAUUACCGCAUCUGAAAUGGAAGAACCACCGGAGCAGCCGAAGCAGACUCGCCGUAGAAAGUUCUUCAUCACCAUCGCCGCCACAUAGAUCUCCGUCUUAUGUUCAACGGCGGCCGUCACCUCUGCACCGCCAAUCUCAAUCGGAAUCAGAAUCUGAACCUCCGCUUGAAAAAACUCUCACUACUGACAAAACGAAACGAUCAAACAACAACAACAAUAAGAUCUGUAUUCGAUUCCGUAAUAGCGACGUUGCGCCGGAAGUAAACCAAAACGACGCCGCCGCGUCGUUAGCGACGGAAGAAGAUGCCGAAUUAUUACCGAAAACGUGGAAUCUGAGACCUAGAAGACCGCCGCCGGUGAAUCAAAAGCAAUCUAAUAUUAAUAGUAGUAAUAAUAAGAUCGGUUCAUUGCCAUUGCCGGAAAACAGAAUUAUUUAUAAUAAAAAUGUUAAUAAUAAAGAAGGAUCAGAAAUGAAAAAUAAUGAUCAGGGCAAUGCUGUGAUGUGUAAAAAGGUUAAGUUUUCAAUUACGCUUUCGCGUGAUGAGAUCGAAGAAGAUAUAUAUUCGUUAACUGGUUCGAAACCUGCCAGGAGGCCGAAAAAGAGACCGAGGACUCUCCAGAGACAACUUGAUACACUGUUUCCUGGUUUAUGGCUGGGAUCGAUAACAGCCGAUACAUACAAAGUAUCUGAAGCUCUUCCUACAAAGCAGUAGCAGGGAUAUAAACGGAACGGAAAGUUUUGAUCUUGGAUUGGUUUUUGGUACAAGAUGAAAGGGUCCGUCCACCGGGGGGCUGGCGGCGCUGACGUCUUUAGCUUUUCGUGCAAGGUAUUAUGGGAGAACCUUUAACUUGUAUAGAUGUGAGAAGUUAAUUAAGUAAGAGGGAGAAUAAUUCAUCUUUCUUGUUUAUGGUUCUCGUUUAUUUAUCUUUUUUUUCAUGACCCAUAAAAUGAAUUCACGAAACAAUUUUUGUU
Messenger RNA from Erigeron canadensis, 1309 nucleotides. RefSeq lists its product as uncharacterized. The record is from RefSeq and is a predicted model, not a curated record. The coding region runs from base 291 to 1049 and encodes 252 amino acids. NCBI's taxonomy places the organism in Eukaryota, Viridiplantae, Streptophyta, Magnoliopsida, Asterales, Asteraceae. The transcript is spliced from 3 exons.